This is a messenger RNA of Platichthys flesus (European flounder), 4661 nucleotides long. It is a transcript of the gene gpr155a, whose product is annotated as G protein-coupled receptor 155a. Gene Ontology annotation, biological process: transmembrane transport; intracellular signal transduction. Bases 555 to 3041 code for a protein of 828 amino acids. Lineage: Eukaryota; Metazoa; Chordata; Actinopteri; Pleuronectiformes; Pleuronectidae. The record is from RefSeq and is a predicted model, not a curated record. Gene Ontology annotation, cellular component: membrane. The transcript has 15 exons.
UGUGUUGACAAAUCAAGGACGACGUACGGAGAUAAAGAGUGAGUUCCAAGACACAUGAAGGUGUCCUGCCGCCGUGGACCGACUCCAGGGGAAGUUAGGUAGUUGUAUAAUAGUUUAGUUUACCAGCUUCGUCUUCAGUCCUCCACAGGCUGUGAGCGUUAGCCACCAGCUAGCCGGCUAACCGUGCUAGCAGGAACAUGUGAGGGGGUGCGACGCUGUCACAGAGGUGAGGGUCACUUGAGUAACUCCUGACACCAUGGCUGGGCGGGUCGGACAAAUGCCAGCAGUUUAACAACCCGUGUAAACGACGAGUUUCUAACCGUACGAUGUAAACUAACCGGGAUUACCUAAACACGUAACGCUGCUUCUGAAGUGUCCUGUUAUCUGUUUACCUUUGAACCUGCCCCUGUUAGCACUUGGCAGUGUUUUGGCAGCGGAUGUAGCCGCCUUAUCCUGACUACUUCAACUUCAUCUUUAGCCCCGAGCCGUGAUUAAACCAUGACAUCAACGUGAGCUCCACCCGGGUAUGAUCAGCGGUCACCGGACGGAGCGCGAUGAAGCCCCCGGUCAGCACCUCCACCGCCACCGGCUUCUUCAACUUCUCCUACGCGGGGGAGGGAGCCAUGGAUCCCUCGGGUCUCUCCGCCGGCACCAUGUCCAUCGAGAAGCUCUUCCCGGCUCUGCUGCAGUGCUUCGGGAUCAUCCUGUGCGGAUACAUCGCGGGGAGGGCGAACAUCAUCACCUCCACCCAGGCGAAAGGUCUCGGCAACUUCGUGUCCAAGUUCGCCCUCCCGGCGCUGCUGUUCAAGAACAUGGUGCUGCUGGACUUCGGGAACGUCAUCUGGUCGUUUCUCUGGAGCAUCCUCAUCGCCAAGGUAUCCGUGUUCCUGCUGGUCUGCGUCCUCACCCUGAUCGUGGCCAGUCCCGAGAGUCGCUACAGUAAAGCUGGGCUUUUCUCAAUAUUCGCCACACAGAGCAAUGACUUUGCUUUGGGAUUUCCUAUAGUUGAAGCCCUGUACCAGAACACCUACCCCGAGUACCUGCAGUACAUCUACCUGGUUGCACCCGUGUCCUUGAUGCUUCUGAAUCCCAUCGGCUUUGCCUUCUGUGAGAUCCAGAAGUGGAAGGAUCAGGGAAACCACCAGCAGAGCAAACUUAAGAUAGUGGGACUUGUGGUUUGGCAGGUCUUAAAGAACCCCAUAGUAUUCAUGGUUGUCAUCGGCAUUGUCGCCCACUUUGUCCUGCACCAGACAAUUCCUGCCUUCAUGGUUAACUUCCUGGAUGGCUUGGCCAAUGCUUUCGGGGGAGCGGCCUUGUUCUACUUGGGUCUGUCCAUGGUGGGCCAGCUGGGAAAACUCACCAGAUCCACAGUCGUUACACUGAUAUUGCUCAUCACCGCAAAACUGCUGCUAAUGCCCCUGAUUUGUAAGGAGAUGGUGGAACUGUUGGACACCAGCAACACCAGCUCGUUGAACCACUCCAGCCUCUCCAAUUAUGCCUUCCUUUAUGGAGUGUUUCCCACCGCGCCCAGUGUGGCUAUCUACGCUGUCUAUUAUAACGCGGAGCUGGAAGUUGUAACCUCCGGGAUGGUGAUCAGCACUUUUCUCUCAGCGCCGAUAAUGUACGCGUCUGCCUGGUUGCUCACGAUGCAAAGGAUGGAUCCUCAGGUUCUGAUGAAUUCCCUGCAGAAUGUCAGCUUUGACAUAAGCAUAGUGAGCUUAGUUUUACUGGUGUGGACUAUUGCCGUCAUGUUUUUAAGUAAGAAAUCGAAAAGGCUACCUCACAUUUUCACAGUCAACCUUUUCGUCGCACAAUUUCUAACUUGUAUCGGGAUGAUACUGUGGAACUUUGUGGUGAAGGAAAACAACUUCAUUGGCCAGGUCCUGACUUUCACAUUAUUAUGUACUUCACUCUACAGUACCUUCGUGUGGCCAGGUUUAAUAGCGCUCUCACUCGUGCUCAUGAGAAGCUCAGAGGAUCUGAAAGUUCCAACAGGUGUUUUGGUUAUCCUAGGCUGGGGGAUUCCAGCCUUAGUAACUGCUGGGUUGCUCAUUUCUGGGGAAGAAAUAUCCUACCCGAUUGACUCAUCAUUCUUUUAUGGCAGACCACAGAUAAUCUGCACCAUAGUGAUAGCAUCCCUUAGCAUACUGUUGGGAGGCAGCUCGCUUGUUUGUCUCAGUCGAGGAAGCUGGGCCCAGAAUGACCAAAUCCUGGAGGGAAACUCUUCGUCCGAUUUUGCAGAGGAUCUUUUGAUGGAAGUUGAACCAGAGAAUCAGACUGCUUUUGAGCCGGUCACCUCGUCAGGAGAUCUCAACAGCAACGCCGCAUGCCUCAUAUGUGACUGUGCAGCGCCCCAGCCGAUGCCUGACAUGAUCAUCAGUACAAAUACGAACAACACACCAGUUACCCUAACAGCUCAGUGUGAGAAUAGUUGCCUGUCCACCGACUGCCUGCUCGUCCAAGUGGAGGAGCUCCAACAGGUCGCAGACAGACAAGUGGCCCGUCAUGUGCUCAUGUGUCUGCUGCUGACUGUCAGCCUGUUUGCUAACUUGUCCAGCUGCCUGUGGUUACUCUUUAACCCUGUUCCUGGUAGACUCUACUUGGAACUGCAGUUCUUCUGUGCUGUGGCCAACUAUGGACAGGGUUUCCUCUCCUUUGCUCUGUUUGGGCUGGACAAGCAUUUGAUCAUAUUACCAUUUAAAAAGAGGAUAUAUAAACUGUGGUAUGGAAGAAAGCGAAAGGAGCCGCUGCUGACAGAUUUACCUGAGGAAGUCAGGAUGACAUGCAACAAGUUCACCAAGUACCACAAGGACCAGUGUUGUCAUGACAUUGUUAAAAAGAGAAGGUGUGGCAAGAGGGCUACCGUUGACUGUUUUCUCGGGUGUGAACUUGUGGAGUGGCUUCAGCAGGUCGGCUUGGCUCAGGACCGUGGCGAGGCGGGGCUCUACGGGACGCAGCUACAGCAGGGUGGCGUGCUCCAGCACAUCAGGCAGGAAUACGACUUCCAAGACAGCCCACUGCACUACCGCUUCAUAACAUAAGACAAAAAGAUUCAGGGUUGACGGUUCCUUUAUCUCAAAUUUCUGAUCAUAGAAGAGAGGUGGAGGAUUGACACUGAUCCUUUAAGAGUGCACACUGGAAAUUCAGCUUGCAGGGCCACUCUGGUCUGCACCCAACAGCACAGUGGAGUGUUGAAACAGACAUCAGAUUGUGAUCUUUGGUGUCACAUGAGUGCAGCGUGCAUGAAACUGAAGGGCCAAGCCACUAUGCAUUACCUGAAGUCGGUUUUAAAAGGAACCACAAAGUAAAGGUUCAGUGCAACGGAAUUAGUUGCAUCUAAACGCGUGACAUAAAACAUGUAAGGGCCACCCUUAAACGAAAGGUUGAACUACCUUGAUCUUACUUCUGCAGUUUAACAUUUAACCCUAAGGUUAAUUUGUGAAAUAUGGAAUUGUAGCACUGUUGUCAAUCAGGGCGGAACACAAACUGUCAGAUGAUCACACUUGCAUAGAAAGCUCCAGUUGAAACUGGGAGGGACAGUAGUGGCAGUUAAAAUCACUUGUGUGGAAAAACUAGAGCUCUAGUUUAGUCCAGGAAGUUGGUCUUUAAAUUCUAACAAAUAUCUGGAACAGAACAGAUGCUCCUCAAAUUCUCCUGACUCUUGAAGUGAUGUCACUUCAGCCUUUAAACUGCAGUAAAGUUUUUUUAGUGAAAUUUUAACGUAACUAACUACAAGACUACUAUACUCAAGGUGUUUGCACUUAACAAGCAUAUUUUCAAGAUAAACAUUUCUAAUCCUUUGGGGGGGGAACAAGACUAGAAUAUUUUUUAUGUAGUAAGUACACUGGAAUUUACAGUUCUCAUAUUUGAUGGCAUUAUUUGAGCAGUAAUCCACAGGGGGGUGCAGGUAAAAACUCCUGAAUCAGUAUUUCCUCUAUGGAUAUACCUCAGAUUUCAUUUUUGCUUUCCUACCAAAGAUACUCGCAAAAGGGAAAGAUGUGGUUUUUAAAUUCUAGUUCAUUUUUAUAGUUUUUUUUUUUUUGUAGUGAGUUUGAUGUGUUUCCCCAGAUAGUCUUUAACUGGUAAUGUAUGAUUGAUGUGUUUCCCCAGAUAUUCUUUAACUGGUAUUGUAUGAUUAAUCACAAAUAAUGUUGCUUUGCUCACCUGCAGCUUAGCAUGAAUCUGCACUGAUAUAAAACAGGGAUUGUGUGUGAGCAGUGCACAGUCACACACAGUUCCAAAAAACAAGCAACCACUUUUAACAACAAAAUACAUAUCCUCUGUAUUUCCAUUGCCUUGUUAUAUCCGUUAAAAGUUUUAAUAACAAGAAGCGCAAACAAUAUUUCAAGAAAUUACUAAGGCCAUUAUCAUUUUUACAUGGACUUUAUGAACCUGGGAAGCUCAAGAAAGUUGCUUUAGUAGGAGCUGCUAUAAUUCAAAGUUUCACUCAGGUAAAUAUAUAUUUUUUUUAAUGCAGUUAGAAACUUGUUUUUAUUUUUUAAGUGUAACGAUUUUAGUUUAUUUCUAACUCAAUCAAACAUGUUGGUCUUAAAUAUAUAAUAAUAUAUUUAAUUUACUGUUCACCACAAAAUGUCUGUCAAAGGCUGUAUGUUUGAGAUUUUGAUUUAUUUAAAAAUAAAGUUUACAACUGAACCCUAAAA